This is a messenger RNA of Drosophila hydei, 875 nucleotides long. Its product is annotated as trypsin alpha-3-like. Gene Ontology annotation, molecular function: serine-type endopeptidase activity. NCBI's taxonomy places the organism in Eukaryota, Metazoa, Arthropoda, Insecta, Diptera, Drosophilidae. Gene Ontology annotation, biological process: proteolysis. The transcript has a single exon. The coding region runs from base 1 to 783 and encodes 260 amino acids. The record is from RefSeq and is a predicted model, not a curated record.
AUGGCGAUGUACUUGGCACUACUAGCCCUGCUGCUCACGACGGCUUCGCUCCUGAGUGCUCGGGAACUGUUUUCGAAAAGGGUUGGAUCGCGAAUUGUAAAUGGACAAGAAAUUGACAUAGCACUGGUGCCCUGGCAAGUUGCAUUGCGGAGACUCGACCGUAAUCGUUGUGGUGGCUCCAUUUACAGCCCAAAUAUCGUCAUAACUGCAGCCCAUUGUGUUUCUGAUAAAAAAGUAAGACAGUAUUCAGUACGAGCAGGUUCUUCGAACGCAUAUGAGGGUGGCCAGUUUAUUGCGGUGGAUUCCAUUUGGCUCCACGAACACUACUAUAGGAUAACCUUGGAAAAUGACAUAGCUGUGGUUCGGCUGGCUGAACCACUUGAGCUGGGAACUUUAGUGCAACCGAUUCGCUUGGCGACACAGAGUCCCCCAAAUGAAGCACCUGCUUAUGUGUCAGGCUGGGGCUAUACGGGAUAUUUAAUUCCUGACUAUUUGCAUGGAGUGGAUCUCAAAAUUGUGAGUUAUGAGCAAUGUAAAAAGUACUAUACUCCUCGGGGCCUUUUUAAAGAUAUGAUCUGCGCCUUGGAACGUUGGAAAGAUGCGUGCUGGGGAGAUUGUGGCGGACCCCUGGUAUCUAAUGGUGAACUUGUUGGCAUUGUCUCUUGGGGCUCUGACUGUACUAAACCUGUAAAACAACCAGGAGUAUACGCCAAUGUUGCAUACUUCCAUGACUGGUUGUUGAAAGCCAUAGAGUCAUUAGAAACAAAUCUGACACAUAUAUAAAAUACAAAGUAUUUUAUUUUUCUUCAACUUAAUCUUUCAAAUGUAUGAAUAUUAAUUUUUGAAUGAAUAAAAUUGUGUGAACAUAACAAGCA